Tarenaya hassleriana is the source of this 1486-nucleotide messenger RNA. Its product is annotated as protein ECERIFERUM 26-like. The record is from RefSeq and is a predicted model, not a curated record. Lineage: Eukaryota; Viridiplantae; Streptophyta; Magnoliopsida; Brassicales; Cleomaceae. Gene Ontology annotation, molecular function: acyltransferase activity, transferring groups other than amino-acyl groups. The transcript has 2 exons. The coding region runs from base 19 to 1395 and encodes 458 amino acids.
CCAAGAACAGUGGUGAAUAUGGGAGACGACCGUGUGAAGUUCAUAUGCAAAAGAACAGUGGUGAGUACAAAACCGGUCGAACCGGGGAAAUCAUACCGAUUUUCGGUAUUCGAUCGAGUGAUGGAACCGAACCACAUACGCUUGGUUUUCUAUUACAAAUGCCCCAAUGCCAAAAAACCGGGAGAAACCACCAAGAAGCUGAGGGAAUCAUUGGCGGAGGCUCUAACUUGUUUUCCGAUGAUAACCGGGAGAUUGGUUAAGGACGAAGGCGAGCGUGGAUGGAAGGUGAGAUGCAACGACGCCGGCGUGAGGAUGAUCGAGGCGAGAGCCUCCGGCACGGUGGAGGAGUGGCUGGGGAAUGUGGAUACGGAGGAGGAGCUCAGGCUUGUCCACUGGGAGGAAAUUUACCAUGGCUCUAGUUCUUAUUUUUGGUCUACCUUUUAUGUGCAGAUAACUGAAUUUGAAGGCGGAGGGUUUGCAAUUGGGUUAAGUUCUAGCCAUCUUCUUGCAGACCCAAUUUGUGCAACAACAUUACUUGGAGCUUGGGCCGAAGCAACUCUAGCCCCGACCACGAUGGCGGCUUCGCCGCUCGUGCACCAACUCCCGAGCUGUCGGCCGAGAAAUGAAAAGGCCGACCCUAAACCCUACGAUAACCAUCUCCUCAAACAUUACAUCAACUCUUGCUCAUCACAACCCUCGUCGUUUAACCCAACCAAUAACGAUUUCACGACCGUCACUCUUCUAUUCACAGACCCGAUGAUUCGAGCCAUGGCUCGGGCCAAUGGGAUGAAGAUAUCGCCCUUUGAAGCGACGGUCGGCCUCAUAUGGACCUGUAUGAGUCGAGCCAAAGGGAUGAGAGACGAGCUCAUGGGCAUGUCACUGUGCUUAGACGUGAGAAUGACCUUGAACGUAAACGAAAAUUUCUUUGGUAAUUGCAUGGUCUAUCACAAGCUCCAAAACACCAAAAGAUCGUCAGUCACAACAACCGGAGAUAUAUUAUCACAUGCCAUUGAGGAGAUUCGAAGGACGACGAAGGAAAUCGACUAUGACUCGGUCAUGGACUUGAUCGAGUGGCUGAGAAUCAAAGAUCAUAUUGACCCGAUAAGGAAUGGUUCUGAUAUGGUGUGUACUAAUCUAGAGAAUCUGAUGGAUUUAGGGCAUACGAGGUUUGAAGAAGAGAUGACCUUGAAACACGUGUCAUGCUACGUGGAAGGUCCGGCGGUUGGAGGAGGUCGAGUUACGGUGCUUCCGCCGCUGUCGACUGGUGAAGGACCGAUGAGCCGAGUGGCUAUGAUCACUCUUCCUCGUACGCUGAUAGCUAAGGUGUUGAGUGAUGAGCUCCUUCAGACCUUCCAUCCCAUUGUACUCAUGGGACCUAAAUGCCAAAUAAAAUAAAAAUAGUUAUUGUUUGUUGUAGUUUGUACUUUGAAAUUAUAAAUUGCACUUAUUGUAAAAGUUUCUAACUUUAUGCAAAUUUUAAUCGAAU